CUGGGCUAAUAUAGCAAAAAGACAAAAAUUCGUUAAAAUCACAAACAAAAUUAAAUAAAGGAAGGAAAAUGCCUUAGUCAUCUGAUUACUCUUGAACCUCUAAACCUACCCACCCACACUGGUGGCAAAACAAACCUCAAAGAUCAAAAUUUUCUAUUACAACAUAAAAUUACAUUCUCUUCCCAGCCCUACCCUCUAGGACCAGAACACUGGCACAUUUCUGGUUAAGUGCUUCGCUGUAGCAUGCAGAAACCCAAGUUCGAUUCUCACGAGUGGAGAAUUUUUAUUGAUUAUCCUGGUCUUUUUGCAGGAUGUUGUGUAUUCCUCUCAGCCCAGGUUAGCCCUCACAGUUUGAGAAAAAACUAGUCCGAUUAACAUGGCCACUGUGUCCGAACUGACCCCUCUGCAGCAGAGAAAAGUUGCUGCCAUCGUUGGAGCUUGUGUUGCUGAUGCAGCAGCCCAACCUCUUCAUUGGAUUUACAAAGAUGAUGUGAUGGCUGGUCUCAUUGAAGGCAAAGAGGAGAUUGAGUUCCGAGACCCCUCAGCCAAUCCGUUCUAUAGGCUUCCAAAUGGUCGCAACACUACUUAUUUUGAACAAACUUAUGUCCUGCUCAAAUCUCUUGUUGAAUCCAAAGGGUUGAACACUGAUCAACUGAAAAAAGCAACAUACGAGUUUUUCGGACCAAAUUCUGAAUAUGAAAUUCCAAGAACAACCAUGCCUAUUGAGGGCCCCUGGCGGCAUGGUGGCAUCAGAGAUUUUAUAGCUAAUGUGGAUGCUAAGAAAGAGCGCACAGGGUCAGAGACAGAUGAACAGAUUGACAGCGUUGUCAGAGUUAUCCCUCUUGUUGCCCUGUAUGCUGGACAGCCAGACUUCCUGAAAAAAGCUGAAGAGGGCUUGCGGGUUCUACAGGAAUCAAACCUGACCAUAUCCUGUGGCCUAGCAGCAGCGAGAGCUUUAGAACAGAUAAUUCUGACUGGAAAGUCUGACAACAUCGUCCAGAACACGAUAUAUGCUCUCAACAAUGCAGGUCGCAGCAAUCCUGUGGAAAAAGACAGAACAGUUGCGGGUCUUCUCCAAGAUGUCUUGAAAGCCAGCAGUACCUCGCAUGUGGAGGCUGUCCCUACCUUUAAGAAGAGCUGCCAAUUACCCGGGUCUCUUCAGUCUGCAAUGCAUGGUGUGUUGACAGUCCCAGGCUAUGUAGACAGUGUACGAACUACCAUAAGGGCAGGGGGCUGCAACGCCUCUAGAUCUGGCUUCAUCGGGGCUUGUCGGGCAGCUCAGGAGGGAUUUGAUGCCAUCCCAGAGAGCUGGAGACAACGAACAAAACGCUAUGAAGAGGUCUUAGCUCUCGCUUUGGCUUUGGUGAAAUUACAAGAGUAAUUAUGAAUAAAAACUGAUGGAAAUGUCAGAAUGCAGAAGUUGUUUCAAAGAAGGUUUUGCACUCAUAUGACAUCUGCAGUUGUGAGCAUCAUAAUAAUUUAACCUCUCAGAAAGAACAUUUGGACAUUUUUGGACAUCUCUUUCUUAAAUUCUAUUCACAAAGUGUUCAGCAGUCAUUGAUGUGUAGAGAGGCCUUGCAUGAGGACUGACUGUAGUACAAGUAUAGUUGGGGGUUUUUUUUUAUUUGUUGUCAAUCGUGGAAGCUCUGAAGUCCCUUGCUAGAAACUUAAUCGAUCUAGAUGUUUUGUUGCUUAGUCUUUCACUUUCAAUGAUGCGUCAUAUCUUCCAUUGCUUCUUGGAUUUUUGUACCCAUUUUAUUUUUAUUAUUUCAAUAGAAAGCUUUUCAGUUGUUGAAAGUCUGAUCUUUGUUGUUAGAAAAGAUGCGUCCAUCUCAGAUUCUUUGGAACACGCAUUGUUGUUGUCUGAUUUAUGUGUGUUGUCAAGCCCUUGUAUAUAUAUUUAUACAGAAGUUUGAAAGAAGAAUUUUUAAAGUUUGUAUAUGAUUCUUUCAACCAUAAAUUUGGUUAAAUAUAACAAACUCAUGACUAGUCCCUGGAAAAAUUAACAACAAUGUACCUUAGCCCCUCUGCAUAAAGAAACAUGCUUUAGUAUUAGUAUUUGUCUGUGAUGUUGUGGAUUAUGAUUAUCUAGUUUGAAAGCCUUGUGUAAUUUAGCUAGAUAACACGACAGACUCUUUAAUACCUUGGAAGUGUUAUAACAGGACUAAAACAGAAAGCAGGACCACUGAUGUAUGUGGACAUUUUCAUAUCUCAAUCUCAUCAAUUUUCAAACUUGAACUGCCUUGUCUUCUCAGAGAAUAUUUAGGUUGAAGCAGGUGUUCUAAUGUGUACUAGUCAAAUAUCUCCCUUUAAGUUUAUUCUUGUUGAAUUGACCAAACAUUACAUGUACCAAUUAGCAGAGAGAUACAAUGUACAAGGUUACUGGCUAUGAAACUGAUUUUUCCUCUCCACUUGCAAUUCAUGCUGUUUAUGAAAUGUCGAUUUUAUGUGAAUAAAAAAUAAAUCAGAAACAUUAAUAA
Molecule: messenger RNA, 2480 nt
Organism: Aplysia californica (California sea hare)
Lineage: Eukaryota; Metazoa; Mollusca; Gastropoda; Aplysiida; Aplysiidae
Product: crystallin J1C
Exons: 9
Coding region: 377-1381 (334 amino acids)
Source: RefSeq, a predicted model, not a curated record